UACAAUUACAACUGUCGUUAGCUCACGUGAUUAUGCUACAGCAAAUAUCUGCCAUCAUUUAACAUUCCUUCAAUCAUCCUUUUAAUUCUUAAUAAUCUCAAAUUCUCAACAAACUUUCUUUCUUUCUUUCUUUCAUUCUACUGUUAAAUUUGCAAACUUUCAGGUUUUCAAUUCCUCAAAAUAAAAAACCCACAAAAAAGAAUUCAUCUUUUUCAUAUGGUGAACUAUAAUUUGGAAGAUAUGGGUUCCAUAUGCAUCUGGGUAUUUCCUUAAAUUGGUUCUUCAUUUUUGUUCUAGAAGCUCCCAUCACACUUCAUCUUCUUCAUUUUCUGGGUUGAGGAAUUUAUGCCCAGAAAUUAUGGAUGUUCAUGGAAAUUGUUGGGGUUCCAAAAAUAAGGAGAAAUCAUGGAAGACACUAUUGGUAUUAGCAUAUCAAAGCCUUGGAGUGGUAUAUGGGGACUUGAGUAUAUCCCCUUUGUAUGUGUUCAAGAGUACAUUUGCAGAAGACAUUCAUCAUUCUGAAUCAAAUGAAGAGAUUUUUGGUGUUCUUUCAUUUGUGUUUUGGACUCUUACUCUUCUUCCUUUGUUUAAGUAUGUUUUCAUAGUUCUAAGAGCAGAUGACAAUGGUGAAGGUGGUACUUUUGCCCUUUAUUCUUUGAUUUGUAGGCAUGCUAAAGUGAGCCUUCUGCCAAACAGGCAGGCAUCUGAUGAAGAUGUGUCUACAUAUAAGAUGGAGCACCCUCCUGAGACUAAUAGCACUUCUAAGGUUAAAAUGGUGCUAGAAAAGCACAAGUGUUUGCAUACUGCAUUGCUAGUAUUGGUUCUUCUUGGUACUUGUAUGGUUAUUGGAGAUGGACUCCUCACUCCUGCUAUUUCUGUUUUCACUGCGGUUUCUGGCCUCGAGUCUUUGAUGUCCCAUGAGAAUCACCAAUAUGCUGUAAUUCCAAUUACAUGCUUCAUCUUAGUCUGCCUUUUUGCCUUACAACAUUACGGCACACAUCGAGUUGGAUUUGUCUUUGCACCUGUAGUUUUGAUCUGGCUACUUUGCAUAAGUGGUCUGGGGUUAUAUAAUAUCCUUCAUUGGAAUCCUCAUGUUUAUCAAGCUCUUUCGCCAUAUUACAUGUACAAGUUCUUGAAAAAGACCACGAUAAGUGGAUGGAUGUCUUUGGGAGGUGUUCUGCUGUGUAUUACAGGUUCUGAGGCAAUGUUUGCUGAUUUAGGACAUUUCUCUUACAUGGCAAUACAGAUUGCUUUCACUUUUCUGGUAUAUCCUACUCUUAUACUAGCUUAUAUGGGUCAAGCAGCUUAUUUGUCAAUGCAUCACGAGAAUGCUGAUGCAAUCAGUUUUUACCUUUCAGUUCCAGAAAAGGUCAAAUGGCCGGUAAUUCUGGUAGCAAUUCUUGCUUCGGUUGUUGGAAGUCAAGCAAUUAUAAGUGGGACAUUCUCCAUCAUCAACCAAAGUCAAUCACUUGGUUGUUUCCCCCGAGUCAAAGUGGUUCACACGUCAGAAAAGAUACACGGCCAGAUAUAUAUUCCUGAGAUCAACUGGAUACUAAUGGUUCUCUGUAUUGCUGUUACUAUAGGAUUCAGAGAUACAAAACACUUGGGAAAUGCAUCAGGUUUAGCAGUAAUGACAGUGAUGUUGGUGACAACAUGCUUGAUGUCCUUGGUCAUGGUUCUAUGCUGGCAUAAGCCUCCCAUUUUAGCCCUAUGUUUCCUUCUAUUCUUCGGUUCAAUUGAAAUCCUCUACUUCUCAGCUUCUCUGGUGAAGUUCACGGAAGGAGCCUGGCUUCCAAUUCUCCUAGCCCUGAUUCUCAUGACCAUCAUGUUUGUGUGGCACUACGCCACCAUAAAAAAGUACGAAUUUGACCUGCACAACAAAGUCUCCUUAGAAUGGCUACUAGCCUUAGGCCCAAGCUUAGGGAUAUCACGGGUCCCAGGCAUCGGUAUGGUCUUCACUGACCUCACUUCUGGUAUCCCUGCCAACUUCUCUCGCUUCGUGACCAAUCUUCCUGCAUUCCACAAGAUAUUGGUCUUUGUGUGUGUGAAGUCUGUUCCUGUUCCCCAUAUACCCCCAGCCGAGAGAUACCUAAUUAGCCGUGUGGGGCCCCAAGCCCAUCGGUCCUAUCGGUGCAUAAUCCGCUAUGGUUAUCGUGAUGUCCACCAAGACAUUGAUUCCUUCGAGUCUGAGCUUGCUGCCAAGUUGGAUGAGUUCAUCCGUUUUGACUGGGCCCAGGAUCACGGGGAAGGCCAACAGUCCUUCGAAAAUGAUGAGGCCCGCUCUAACGAAUCUAACGGGUGUAGAUUGGCUGUGACAGGAACCAUCAGAUACUCUCGUGAACCUCCAUAUGAGAUUGAUGAAAACCCUCAACCUGCAAGUGUGUCCAUUGGACUACCAACAGUUGAGAGCAUGAGGGAUAUCAUGGAAAUGGCACCAGUCAAACGACGAGUGAGAUUCGUCGAUGAAACAUGGGCAUCUGAUGAGAGAGAUGUUCAAAUGCUGCAAGAACUAGAUGAUUUAUGGGAUGCUCAGCAAGCUGGAAGUGCAUUUAUUAUAGGGCACUCCCAUGUUAGAGCUAAACAAGGAUCAUCAUUUCUAAAGAGGGUUGCCAUAAAUUUUGGGUAUAAUUUUCUUAGAAGGAACUGCAGGGGACCUGAUGUUGCACUCAGGGUGCCACCAGUGUCGCUUCUCGAGGUCGGCAUGGUCUAUGUUGUUUAAAACUGGGAUUUUGCUGUGUAAUUAGGCACUAAACGGUUUUGUUAAUACAUAUAAAAGGACGGGGUUUGGGGGUGGGGGAGAAGCUGUUUUUGUGCACUUUCACAUAACAGGAAGUCAAGCCUUUAAGGACAUGUUUGACUAGAAAAAAUUGUUUUGUACAGUUAGUGUUAUGUUGGUUUUACUUCCUAUGAGAGUGAAUCAUAAAUCAUGGUAGUUAAGUUUGAAAAAGAGAAUCUUAGAUGGGUUAGAAGCAUCUUGUCAUGUUUUAAAAGACGGAUGUAGUCAAGAAGUGGCAAUGUUCUUUUUGUUGCA
Messenger RNA from Beta vulgaris subsp. vulgaris (sugar beet), 3031 nucleotides. Its product is annotated as potassium transporter 2. Gene Ontology annotation, cellular component: plasma membrane. The record is from RefSeq and is a predicted model, not a curated record. Gene Ontology annotation, biological process: potassium ion transmembrane transport. Lineage: Eukaryota; Viridiplantae; Streptophyta; Magnoliopsida; Caryophyllales; Amaranthaceae. Gene Ontology annotation, molecular function: potassium ion transmembrane transporter activity. The transcript is spliced from 10 exons. The coding region runs from base 359 to 2719 and encodes 786 amino acids.